GGGAAGCUGAGUCUCUGAAAGGUGGGCUCAGCCACAGACUCCAGUAGAAGCUGAGGGAUGGUGACGUCACCGGGGUGACUGACCAAUCGGGGAGGCGCUGCCCUUUGGAGACAAAACCAAUUCCACUUCUCUAAGUCUAAAAGCAGGAGGUGAACUUUAGCAGAAUCCACCUUAAAUCUCUGCGCCCACAGCACAGCCCAAACAAUCAGCAUUAAAAGGGGGGGAAAAGAUAAAAUAUAAUAUAGCAACAACAACAAUAGAAAAGCAACAAGAGCAGAAGCAAGAGCAGGAGGAGGACCAGCAGGAGCAGCAGCAGAAGCGCUCCCUCCAGGCCUGAGGAAGGGGGGAUUACACUAAGUAUAGGGUAGGUGGCCUCAGAGAGGGGUGGGAGGGGGCUGAUUGCUCUCCAUCACAAAGUUUGAUGAUGACCAUGACUACCAUGGCUGACGGCUUGGAAGCUCAGGACUCCUCCAAGUCUGCCUUUAUGGAGUUUGGUCAGCAGCCCUCCUCCCACUCCCAGCAAAGCUCCCCGGCCAUGGCAGCCAGUCACUACCCGCUGCACUGCCUGCACUCCGGCUCCCACCCGCACCAUCACCACCACCACCACCAGCACGACAGCACCUCCUACCCGGGGAGCAACUCCCAGUACAACCGCUCCCUGGCCGCCUACCCCGGCUACAUCAGCCAGCACAGCCCCUACCUGCAGUCCUACAACAGCAGCAGCUCCAGCAGCACGGCCACCCAGACCCGCACCGAGGACCCAGAUCAACAGAAAACGACGGUUAUUGAAAACGGGGAAAUCAGAUUUAAUGGCAAAGGGAAAAAGAUCAGGAAACCUCGGACUAUAUACUCCAGCCUCCAGCUGCAGGCGUUAAAUCACCGCUUUCAGCAAACACAGUAUCUGGCUCUGCCUGAGAGGGCAGAGCUGGCGGCUUCCCUAGGCCUAACUCAGACACAGGUGAAGAUAUGGUUUCAGAAUAAACGCUCCAAGUACAAGAAGCUCCUGAAGCAAGGAGGCAAUCCUCACGAAAGCGAUCCAUUGCCCGGCACGGCCACCCUGUCCCCCCGGUCGCCGGCAAUCCCUCCUGUCUGGGACGUUUCAGGUUCUGCCAAGGGUGUGAACAUGCCCCCCAACAGCUAUAUGCCCGGUUACUCCCACUGGUACUCGUCUCCACACCAGGACACAAUGCAGAGAUCACAGAUGAUGUGACCUGUGCACAGACUCUGCUGGAUUUGCCAAAAUGACGGGAUUAUUCGCGGAGAACGCGCAUCUUUUGGAGACAGUCCACUUCUUACGAGAAACCUCAGUCAUAUAACGACAUUUCAUCCUGGAGCCAGGGAUAUAAAGUUGUUUGGAAUUAAGGAACCGCAUUGCUUCCUCAGCAUUUGUCACAAACUGUUAAAUGCGAGAAAUAAAAUCAAAGCACACACAAUACAAACCAGCAAAAAAUAUAUAUAGUAGCCGCAGAGACGCAGAGUUGCGCAAAGGCGCAUAUAUAUUUACGCAAAGACGCAAGGAACCACUUUUCUACACACAGACUGUGAAUUGACGCAGGUUAGACAGAACAAGUAGACAUUCAAUCGAAACAGACGAAACAAAAAAAUUACAGGGACGUUUAUAAUUAUGAAAAGUAUGUAUAUAUUGUUGAAUUUUAGUUGUAUAUACUUUAUAUGUUAUUGUCUUUCAUAAAUGGAGAAAAAAAGAAUAAU
This is a messenger RNA of Pseudophryne corroboree (corroboree frog), 1710 nucleotides long. RefSeq names its product distal-less homeobox 6 (gene DLX6). The transcript has 3 exons. Lineage: Eukaryota; Metazoa; Chordata; Amphibia; Anura; Myobatrachidae. The record is from RefSeq and is a predicted model, not a curated record. Gene Ontology annotation, biological process: embryo development; cell differentiation; negative regulation of transcription by RNA polymerase II. Gene Ontology annotation, molecular function: RNA polymerase II cis-regulatory region sequence-specific DNA binding; DNA-binding transcription factor activity, RNA polymerase II-specific. The coding region runs from base 422 to 1210 and encodes 262 amino acids.